This is a messenger RNA of Suillus subaureus, 3048 nucleotides long. RefSeq names its product RNA dependent RNA polymerase-domain-containing protein. Lineage: Eukaryota; Fungi; Basidiomycota; Agaricomycetes; Boletales; Suillaceae. Bases 1 to 3048 code for a protein of 1015 amino acids. Gene Ontology annotation, cellular component: nuclear RNA-directed RNA polymerase complex. Gene Ontology annotation, biological process: siRNA processing. The record is from RefSeq and is a predicted model, not a curated record. Gene Ontology annotation, molecular function: RNA-directed RNA polymerase activity. The transcript has 9 exons.
AUGAAUCUGCCACAAGUAGAGACAAGGACAAAACAUCGUCCUCCCGAGUUUGGAGUUCAGUUGAAUAUUGUACACAUCGCCCAUUGUAAGAGAGCCCAAAUGGUCCUCGAUCAACAGCAACUCGCGUGGGGAACGAUUUAUGAACUAGCACGAGGCGUCACUCGUGGCAUGUGGACGUUCGAAGAUAUGACGGAACAUCGUUUGUGUCAACUCAAGGGUUCAAAUGUGCAAGCUGCAUGGAAAGUGGCUGCCGUCAUCAAAAACGAGAUGGGGCCGUCAUCUGCAAUGAGAGCACCAUCAGAAAUUUGGUUUGAAUACGAUCGAGAGCAGCUUGCGAUUAUUGAAAGUAAAGGCCGCGGCCUGGGAACUAUGGGCGACUGGGAGGGAAAAGAGAAUUGGUACGGAGGCAAGAUCCAGCAAGUUGCCCGUAUCGUGAGAGCUGGAAGUUCGUUUAAACUCGAGCUCGAGAAACCCGAGAUUCGGCGGUCGCAUCGAUUUGCUCGGUUUUUGGGGUCUCGACGCAUCCUCCAAGUCCGUGUUCCGGCUAGCCUGAAAUAUGACACAGAAGUUCCCAAGUUUCUGGAGUCCAGCAAAUUUGUGUUAUGUGGCCGCGUCUUCGUACCAUUUCAUGCGAAGGAAGGCAGUGUCUACCUCUUUGAAACCAACGAAAAUAUAGAUCGGCAGACUAACCCUGGUGAUGGCGACGGUCAUCGACUAACACUUCAUGAAUUUGUACAGUGGCACAAUCCAUUGAGGUUGAAUUCAAAACAGCCCAUCAGCAAAUGGUCUACCCGAUGGGCGCUCGGCCUAUCAACUUCGGUACCAACAAUCAAAUUUGCUCCUGAGAAUAUAUUCUUCAUUGACGAUCAAUGUAGCAUUUCCUCUAGCUUGCAAACUAUGCACCCAGCUGAAAAAAUCAUGACCGAUGGGUGUGGGUUCAUCAGCGGUGCAGCAUUGACUGCCAUCAUGCGAGUAAUCCAAUAUCCGAGUCGACCGACGGCCGUGCAGGGACGUAUUGCUGGUGCCAAGGGAAUGUGGGUGCUGCACCCAGAUCCUGAAUAUCAAGUCGUCGAUGGACCACCAAAGAUUUGGAUACGCAACUCGCAGAACAAAAUCAAUUGCGGACCUCUGCACAAUGUUGACGCCGCCCAUAGAAUUUUCGAUCUUGUUGCGCCGUCUCGUGUGACUGGACCGAGCCGCUUAUCCAGAGACACCCUGGUAAAUCUAGCGCACAAUGACGUCCCCACCAGUAUUUUGAAGGAACUAAUGGCUGAUGGGCUGCACAAUGAAGUGUGUCAGCUCACUGAAUGGAACGGCCCCAAUUCAAUGCUCAUAGUUUGGCGAGCUGUUGAGCGUGCUGGUCGUGUUGUGACUUGCAGACUGCGGCGGCGGAUUGCUGGCCAGGCCCGUGCAUUCGGCCUUGGCCAACUCCGACCCAACGAGGAGCUGAGUGACGAGAUUGAUGGUGAUGAUGAUGAUGAUGAUGAUGAUGAUGAUGAUGAUGAUGAUGAUGAUGAUGAUGAUGAUGAUGAUGAUGAUGAUGAUGAUGAUGAUGAUGAUGAUGAUGAUGAUGAUGUCGCAUUGGACCAGCCACCGGCUGCCUCGGAUCCCCGAAGUCGCAAUCCCCAUAGCGGCCAACCGACCUCUCUACACGAAUCUGUCCUCGAGCUUCUCCAGGCAGGAUUUCACCCCUUAAAGCUCGACCCGCUCUUUUGCAAACUCCAAAGCGUGGUGACGCUCGUUCUGGACGAUUAUGUAAAAAAAUGUCAUAUUCCAAUCAAGGAGUCCCUUGAGGCCUACAUCAUACCAGAUCCGUACGGUGUUCUUGAAGAGGGCCAGAUCCAUUGUCGGUCGUCGCAACUCAUCACCGACCCUCAAAGUGGAACCCAUAUGGAUAUCAUAACAGGACCUGUUUUAGUGUGGAGGAAUCCCACGAGAUUGCCCUCAGACGUCCAGAAGGUCACUGCCGUCAGUCACCCAAGGUUGGCAAGUUACUUUGAUGUCAUUGUAUUUUCGGUGAAAGGCGAACGGUCACUGGCGAGCUACUUGGGUGGUGGAGAUACCGUCGUGCUGAUCUGGUCUAAAAACCUCGUUGAAAACUUUAACACCGCUCCGCUGUGUGAGACACCCGUGGAUUUGAGGAACGACUUCGAACAAGAGGUCGAACACCUUCUUGAUUUUGACCGACGAGUAUCCAAGCUCUCAGACAAAGAGGCUCAAACAGCUUUUCAGAAGGUUUUGCUGCUCGGGCUCGCGGAGACGAAGCGCGGAAUGUAUUCUGGCUUUCAUGAUGCGGCUGUGUUUACAACGUGCCUAGAUGCAAGCAAGACUGGGCUAAGAGUCAAACACCAUGUUUUCGAAGCAGACCGCAAUUCUCGCGGGAGCCGCAAACCAUAUUACCAAGUGGCAGCUCUAGAAAAGAGCGACUAUCCCAGAGAAGACUCGCCGUUAUUGAAGCGAGUGAAAUCAUCAUCUUUUAUCCUCGAUGACCUCGUGGACGAGGGCAAUCGCCUCCGUAACGAGUUUGUCAAGAAGUACUCAAGCCUCCGCAGUUCCUCGCCCCGUGCUUUGAGCCGUGAUGCCCAUCUCACCUCUCCUUACACAUCUGCAUCUUACAGGGCAACACAAGCGGUGCAUGUCGGUUUCCAAGGAUUGCAGGCCAACCUCACUGUUGCAAAAAAGCAUGUCGACAAAGCAUACCAAGACUGGCUACGCGCCAUUGCAAUGCCGAAAAGUGCCUCAAGCUCUGGGCGCUCUUCUGAUCCCAAGGAACAACAGAUCCAAAAAGCUGCGCAAUAUUUCGCCCGGCGGCCGUCGUUCCAAGACGUACUCUUUUUUUCAGAGGAGGAGCUCAAGACUAUUAUGGCAUCGUAUGCUUACACUCUCAGCCAGUCAUUCGGGUUCUCUGUUGCCUUCACAGAGCUUUGCGCCAUCAAAGCGCGAGUACAAGGCGGGGUCCUUUUCGAGGAUAAGUUUGCACAGGUUAUGAACAUACCUAACAAUAUCCUACGAGCCCUUUCGCAGGCACAGGAUGGCGUAGAUGAUUGA